UGUACAACUUUCAGUCUUCAUUUGAAACUACAACAGUAUGGGUUUCGUUAAAGUCUUCUUAAUCCUCGGCCUGGCAACAUCAGCCUUCUGUUUUGAGGUAACAGACGAUAUCAUCGAGAGACUAGCUCGUCUUGAAGCUACGGAAAGAGAACACAAGCAAGAAAUUGCAGCGUUAAAGGGACAGAUGGCAGCAAUGGAAGGCAAUUUUCUUAAAAGAGAAAAUGAGAUGCUGCUGAAGAUGAACGAAAUAAGGGGCAAGUGCGAAGAAUAUGGUGAAGAAACAGAAUCUGAGCAUUAUCCUGACAACAAACCAUUGAAAUUGAGGUCAUUUACAGGAGUCCGUGACGUGGUUGAAAAAGAGGUUGCCUUCUAUGCAAGACUCUCAGAAAAUAUCGUUACAAAUUUGGGCCGUAAUCAAAUCAUCGCCUUCAACCAGACCGUGACAAAUAUUGGCAAUGCGUACAACGGCGUGUUCACGGCUCCCGUUGAUGGAACAUAUGUUUUCCACGUUACAUUAAUGGGGUUACUUCUUAAUGCUACAGACACCCACUACUCUGCCUUCAUUGACGUCGAUGGCGUAGCUUAUUCGAUGUUCUGGAUACCCAAAUAUGCACAGUUAUCGCGUAUGCUUAUAAUUGAACUGAAAUCCGGCAAUGUUGUGUCAGUAAAGAAUGACCGUAUUGACGAUGGUGUCGCCGGUCACCACUAUUCGUCAUUCUCCGGAUUCUUACUUUACCCGCAUAAUCACGAACCAGCCAUCAUCGGGAAAUAGAGAAGUUUCAUAGAAUGUAUAUUUCUUUUAUUAUUUGUAAACGAAGCAAAGUUUAUAUAAAAACAUGAAUAUGAAUUGAUGCUAUGUUUCACAAGUAAACAAAAUUGUUAACUUGCAUUCACAUAAUCCUACAGUUAGAAUAAGCUGAUAUAACUGCAAAUCGGCUCUUCCAAGUCUUGAAUGCAAGUAUCAUAUUCUCUUGUAUUGGAUAAUGUAGACACCCUACUUGAAUGAGUUUUAAAGAGAAAUUAUGUGACAUCCAAGAAGAUAAUUCCUUGCAAGAAAGUUAGAACACGUCCUAUUUUUCUACAAGUUUUUUGCUGUCAAGACACUGAUAACACCGGUUUGACACAAAACAUGUGCCCCGAAGGUGUGAUAGUGUUGUUUUUUUUAUAUUAUUUUCUGACUUUUUUGUUACUGAUUCAGUGUUCAUGAUCAGAAGAACAGAUCAACACACUGAUGACUGAUACACAGAAGAGCAAAAA
Messenger RNA from Ruditapes philippinarum (Manila clam), 1257 nucleotides. RefSeq lists its product as uncharacterized. The record is from RefSeq and is a predicted model, not a curated record. The coding region runs from base 38 to 772 and encodes 244 amino acids. NCBI's taxonomy places the organism in Eukaryota, Metazoa, Mollusca, Bivalvia, Venerida, Veneridae. Gene Ontology annotation, molecular function: protein binding. The transcript has 2 exons.